AUGCAGCCGUCUGGGACUUUGUCGCUGCCAGCGGCCCCGUUACUGACAAGGGGAACGAGGACGCCACUGCGGAGCAAGGCCCUGCCGCCAUCCCUGACCGUUGCCAGUGCAGCCGCGCUGGCAACGCUGACGGCGCACGCAGGGGUGCGCUUGCAGGCGAGCAAGAGGACAUCCUCGAAAUUCCGUCCCAGCCGACGAAGGGCGAAGGUCCAGGUCGCAGCCUCCAAGUACUACGAGGUCAUUCCCCGAGAAGGCUGUGCAUUCGGGGCCUCCGUGCGUGGUUUCAGCGUCAAAGAGGCCCUGAAUGACACAGCUGUGAUGGAGCAGAUCCGCUCGGACAUGUACAAAUACCGGCUGCUAGUAUUCCAUGGGCAGACAGACCUGUUGCCGGAGGAUCACAUUAAAUUGAGUGAGCAUCUAGGCUCACUAGAGCACAUCCUCCAUCGGCCGCACCCGAAGUCACCGGAUCCUCGGCUGCUACGUGUGGCCAACGACGACCGAGAAGGCUUCAUGUCGGUGGGCACUAGUGGCUGGCAUGUGGAUGGUGUCAUGCUCCAAGCGCCGUUUGCUGCCCAGACUAUGCACCACUUGCAUGCCAUACCUGGUGGAGAUACCAUGUUUCUGGGCCUCAACGAGCUGCUGGAGUCAAUGGAUGAAGAACUCCGGGCUCUCUGUGAACGACUGUGGUUCGUGUCCGGUGUCGGGGAGGACCUGCAGCAGGGUGAAGGACAGAUGUCUAUGUUGCCCUUGGUAUACAAGCACCCCUUCACCGGGGAGAAGACCAUGUGCUUCCACUUGGGUCAGACAUAUUGCCUGGGCUUCGUGGAGGAGAUUCCCUUGAAUGCAUUUCUGGAGGCGUUUGCAGACGUCAUGACUCGGGGAGACAAGCUGUUCAAGGAUGCGCGCUCAUCGUUGCAACGGGUGCUUGCCGGACCAGAGAAUAACUGUCCAUCCAAUUUUCGGUUUUUGCCCGCGCUGCCCGUGCAGGAUGCGCUGCAGAAAGCUAUUGAUGGGAUGGAUCCGGAAACCCACAGCCGAAGCAUUCUGCGAGUAGAGUGGGACAGAGGCGACCUGGCGCUGAUUGACAACAUGGGUUUGGCACACCUUCCGGCCCCUGGCACCCAGUCACUGCCUCUCAUCAGCGGACUUCGGGUUUUCCAUCGGACCACGAUGAUCAACCCAGAGGCCGUGGUUCGAAACCUUCGCGGUGCUCCAUCUGUUCUGCUUGGAGGCAAGAGGCGAGACGGCCCGAUAUCAGACGAAGCCGUUGAGGAUCUGGAUGCCAUGGGUGCUAUUCUCCGAUCUCUAAUGGCAGCGGCACCCAUAAACGAAGACGAGUUGGGAGGCGACCAGAGAGGUGGGGAUUUGCAGAUUCCAAAGAACGUGCCGGCAAGAGAGGAAGCUUUGCGGGCUCUAGAAGAAGCCCAGCAACCUCUGGACAUGCUGAAAGACGUGGAUGCAGAGCUGCAGGCCGCCACAAACCAAGGCAAGGAGACCCUCACGAAGACGCUGAAGAGGCUCAUGAUGGAGUACCAUCCCGACCGGAACCAGAAUCGCGAGAAGGAGAUCAUCCCGAUAUUCAAGCCACCCGGAGCAGGGGCGGCCAGCCAGCGUCAUGGCACAGACCAAGGCCCAGCACCGAAUUUCCCGAUCUUGGCUGCCGUGCGAUCCUUCCGUCCGACCUUCAUGGUGGGCAUCCAACCAGCUGAUGAGAGCACUCUCUCAUCUGAGCGGCUGGACAACUGGAAGGUCGAAGAAAACCAAGUGGACAGCAGUAGCAUCCUCAUCCUCUAUCUGACGCGACGUGGUUCAAACGGGCAGUGUUCGUGCUCGAGCAUUCCCAUGACACCGCCGAUCUUGGCGCGUCCUCCGGAGCCGCUGGACCCAACAGGGAGCAUAGGCUUCGGUCUCGCCAAGGCCGAGGCAGCCGUGGAGAGCGAAGUUGAGCUCGUGGAUUCCGAGCUCCGCUUGGCCCAGGAGUCUGAGAGAAAGGCAUGGGCUACAGUUUCCAGCAUUACACAAGUGGGCCCUACCCUGGAUGACAUAGCAGCAAAGGUCACGACAAACUUCUUGAUCUCGACCGAAGAUGUCCCUCCUUCGGACCCCCAAGGGGUGUACUGGCUGCAGGUUCAGAUGUCGGCCUUCGAUUCGGAUGGCUGCAACCGCUUCAAGUCCUUGGUGACCGAAGAGAUGCACAAGCUGCAGUUCCCCGUUAGCCUGCUGCCAAUGACCUGCGAGGGAGCAAAGCUCAGCGUACGGUGCCUUCCUCGACCGCUUCCUGCUGGAGCGCCGGCAGCUCUUCAGCUAUUCAGUGCUCAGAUCCACCACAUCAACAUCACAGAAGGCACGUUGGCGGAUGUCAGCGACAUUGUGGCCAAGAAAGACGCGCCAGUGCUCGAGGAGAUUUUUCAGGGCCUUCGCUACGACUUGGACGUCAGCGUCACGAAGGCUUUGGAAAGGCUGGUCGUUCAGAAGCUUGAGGAUUUAGUGGCAAGGAGUUCUGACCACAGUGUGGCGAUGCUGGACAGAGGCAACUGCAGUGCGAGCGAGCUCCCUUGCAGGUACGCUUGGGAGGGAGAGUGUUGCAGCACGAGUAGCUGCCAGGACUACCUUACUGAACAGUGCAAGUUCAAUGCCACCUACUGCAUGGAAUACUGCAAGGCCACCCUCGAGGCAGCCAAGGCUGCGGGCAUGGACCUGGUCCAGCAGGUGGUUAGUAUGUUCAAAGGUGCAUCCUCAGACCUCCGCCUGGCAUACGACGACACGAAGAGGCGAGAGCUGAUUCGCAUGACACCGUUUUUGAACCUGUCUUACCAGAGUCUCGUUGGUAGCCUGGCUGACAAUCUCAAGAGCCUUCCGCCGCAUUUGCGCGGCAAUGCGUGGGCCAUGUCUCUUGCUAGCAUACUCGAGGGAGCCACGGAGACAAUGGACACACUGGACUUUGUUGAAAUCAAGAACUUGCCGGGCGUGAAGGCUGUUGUAAGCCUGAAGAACAUGCACCCGUUCAAGCUUUUGGGCAGCAUCAUGCAGGACGUUGGCCUUUUCAAGGCCGUGUCGUCGACCGGCUACGAAAGAAAGCCGCUCUUCUGCAAUCUGCUGCUACUGCUAGUGAGCUCCGGAAUGUUCCGAAAAGUUGUUCUCCGCUUCGAGGGUCGCCUGAACUUGGCUAGCUCUUUCAGCACGUUGCAGCGGACAUGUGUGAUCGAGUACCUGAACCGCCAGCUGACGGAGAGAGACCUCAAGGCCGGCGCCGAAACUGCGCCUUCCCUGAAGGAGUCCUUUUCCGUGGAGCAGUUGUGCAGGCUUUGCCCGGGCCCGCCAGCCCUUGGAGCCCUUCAGUCCGGGCCACAGGGCCUGGAGACGCUCAGAGAUGAUGUCUGGGCGGAGCCGCGGGCCCUGCAGGGACCGGUUGUUGAAGUGGUGGCGUCCACCGAUUCCUUCCGACAGCUGGCGAAAUGGCGGCUCCAUGACGGAGACCGUGUUCUCGAGAUAGGCUGUUGCUUUGGACAGUGCACGGUCAUUCUGGCGGAACGUGCCGCUGAAGUACUCGCACUGGACACAUCAAAGGAAUGCGUCCAGCUCACUGCUCAGCGCCUGCGAGAAGAACGACUGGCGGAGCGAGCGCGGAGUGAGAGGUUGGACGUGCUGGCUCACCCGGAACUGCUGAGGAUCCUGGGCUCCUGCAAUCCUCCGUUUUCCGUCGUCUUCGUGGACAUUGGCGGCAACCGGGAGCUGAACCAUGUGGUGGAGUUGCUUGAACUCCUGGACCGGACGAUGCACAAUCUGAGUUACGUAGCCGUGAAGAGCGAGGCUCUUGCGGAGGCAUUGGCGCGCGCCCCCUUGAACGAGAUGCGGGUUCAGUGGUGGAAGGAGCUCACCCAGCAGCUUUGCCGAAAGAAGUUGCCAAAGCGGCCCAUGCAGAAAAUUUUGCAGCGCCCAGUCCGCAGGACACCUGAGGGCAAGGAAAUAUGUCGCUUCGCGAACUAUGCCGAAUGCUCCAAGGGGGAGGACUGCAGGUACGACCACGCACAUUGCCACUGCUGCGGUGCUGUGGGACACUAUGCCCGCGAUUGCGUGCAGUUCGAGGAGACGGACCAGGUUGAUGGUGAGCCUACCUACAGUCUCUGCUCACCUGUGGCUCAACGACUCUACAGUGCUCUUCGGGCUGGUGGCCGGGACCAAAGCACAGUGGAUGGACAAAGCGAGCAAAAGGACCAUUGA
Molecule: messenger RNA, 4221 nt
Organism: Symbiodinium sp. CCMP2592
Lineage: Eukaryota; Dinophyceae; Suessiales; Symbiodiniaceae
Source: the annotation of a GenBank genome assembly